UGAAAAGAUUUACUAGCCAAUAAAUUAUAUCUUAAACCAGAAUCUGAUAUUGAUUAAACUGUUAGUUAAACAACUCGGCGUGUUUGGUGUCAGAAUAGUGGCGCGCCUAACCCUGCUAGCUGGUGACAUGGAGUCCAGUGGGGACAGGGACAGGUUCGGGGGACAGAGUGUAGGAGCAGGCUCCUUGGUGGCAGAGGAGAACUACUUUCUAGGUUACACCUUUACAGACCGCUCCCACUCCAGCCGCGUGGUGCAGAGCAUCAUGGACCUAUGUCUGCAGGACGGCCUGUUUGCUGACGUGACGGUGAAGGUGGAGGGGAGGGAUUUUAACCUGCACCGCCUGGUACUGUCAGCCCAGAGCAGCUUCUUUAGAUCCAUGUUCACAUCCAACCUGAGAGAGGCUCACACACGUAGCAUCCAACUGAAGGACGUCAGCGCAUCAGUCUUCCAGCUGCUGGUUGACUACAUCUACCACGGGACAGUGAAGCUGACAGUGGAGGAGCUGCAGGACACCUAUGAGAUGGCUGACAUGUACCAGCUGACUGCUCUGUUUGAAGAAUGCUCCCGCUUCCUGUCACGCACCGUAGAUGUCAAGAAUUGCCUACAGGUGAUGUGGCUGGCAGACAGGCACAGUGACCAGGAGUUGUAUACUGCAGCCAAACAUUGUGCUAAGAUCCACCUGGUCCAACUUCACCAGACUGAUGAGUUCCUCAACCUGCCACUCUGUCUCCUCAUGGACAUUAUCAAAGACGGUGUUCCAGCCUCUCAGAACCCCACGGUCGCCAUCCAAUCCUGGAUCAACCACAACAAGGUGGAGAGAGAAGAGUUCUCCACUGUUCUCCAGGAGAACCUCAAGGAGAUCGGUGAGAUGGUGCACAUCUACCUGAUAGGUAAGGAGGAGACGAGGACCCACUCCCUGGCCAUUUCCCUGCACUGUGACGAGGACGAUGCCAUCAGCGUCAGCGGCCAGAACAGCCUGUGUCACCAGAUCACAGCAGCCUGUAAACAUGGGCCGGACCUCUACGUGGUCGGGGGGUCCAUCCCUCGCCGCAUGUGGAAGUGUAACAUGCAGACCAUGGACUGGGAGCGCUGUGCCCCGCUGCCCCGAGAUCGUCUCAGCCACACCAUGGUCUCAGUCUCACUCCAGGAUGCCGUCUAUAGUCUGGGAGGUAAGACGCUCCAGGACACACUGUCCAACGCCGUGAUUUACUACACGGUGAAGGACAACGUGUGGACAGAGACUAGCCAGCUGGAUACGGCGGUGUCCGGGGCAGCGGGGGUUAACCUGGGAGGAACCAUCUACAUACUGGGGGGGGAAGAGAACGACAUGGACUUCUUCACCAAGCCGUCACGACUCAUCCAGUGCUUCGACACGAAGACUCAGAAGUGCCAAUUGAAGCCUUACGUUCUGCCGUUGGCGGGAGUGAUGCACGCCGCCGCCCACAUGGAUCUACUGUUCAUCGUAGCAGAGGGGGACUCCCUGGUGUGUUACAACCCGCUGUUGGAGAGCUUCACCAGGCUACGCUUCCCCGAGGUGUGGAGCUGUGUGCCGUCCUUCUGGAAGGUGGCCAGCUGUAACGGCUCCGUCUACGUGUUCAGAGAGAGGUGUACAAAAGGAGACGCUCACACGUUGAAGUUUAACCCCGCUACGUCAGCCGUGACUGUUAUCAAGGGGAUUAAGAUACUGCUGACCAACUGGCAGUUUGUACUGGCCUAAAGUUUAAAGUCACUACGGUGAGGGCAUGAGGUAUUUGAGAAUAGAAUGGAAAAUAGAAUGGAAAAUAUUCAGAUCCUUUUCACUUUGACCGUUAAAGUCUUAUUCUCUCAAUCUACACACCAAACCCCAUAAUGACAAAGCAAAAGCAGGUUUUUAAUUUGAGCAAAUUUAUAGACCCCCCCCCCCAGAAAUGUCUUAUUUAUAUAAGAACCUUUG
Molecule: messenger RNA, 1933 nt
Organism: Oncorhynchus masou masou (cherry salmon)
Lineage: Eukaryota; Metazoa; Chordata; Actinopteri; Salmoniformes; Salmonidae
Gene: kbtbd4
Product: kelch repeat and BTB (POZ) domain containing 4
Exons: 7
Coding region: 128-1717 (529 amino acids)
Molecular function (GO): protein binding
Source: RefSeq, a predicted model, not a curated record